Westerdykella ornata is the source of this 2166-nucleotide messenger RNA. RefSeq lists its product as uncharacterized. Gene Ontology annotation, molecular function: protein binding. NCBI's taxonomy places the organism in Eukaryota, Fungi, Ascomycota, Dothideomycetes, Pleosporales, Sporormiaceae. The annotation marks the transcript as partial. The transcript has a single exon. The record is from RefSeq and is a predicted model, not a curated record.
ACCAGCGCUCCCUACGCGCACCCCGCCGUGACGGUCCUAGAGCUGACGUCGAACACGGCGUCAUCCUCUGCGCUUCCGGACACAUUCGGCUUUGAUAUAUCCCGCCAGGGCAGCUUCAUCUCGCUCUAUACGGCCUCGAACAUCUGGCUGAUCAAGACGGCGCAGCUCCCUCGACUGUGGGCGCGCACAUUGGAGGUCAAGCGGAAACCUGUCGCGGUGGACAUCAUGGAGGAUGGAUCUCUUCUGGCUGUCCUCUCGCGCCCGUCGCAGGUGGACUUGUACGAGAUCCAGGGCGAGCAGGAUCGAUCAAUCAAGAAGAGACGGACAAUCAUGCUCGUACAUGAAGCCUCGUCAAUGGCGCUCUCGCCGGACGGACUUAUCCUGAUCACUGGGAACAAUUAUGGCAUUGAGGUUGUGCCUAUUGGGCCUAACGCUUCGGAGUCCAGCCGCAGGACACUCUCGGGCCCUAUCGGAGAAAAGCUGCAGUUUUCCGAGGAUGGACGGACGCUCCUGAUCACGGGAUGUGCGCGCAGGUCGAGUAGCUCUUCACUGUUUGUCCUCCCAGGUCUCUACGAUGGUCCGCUGAACGAGGAGGGGGUCCCGAUUCCUACGCCGCCAGACGCAGCGUGGACCGGAUUGGUCCUGUUCCCGGACACUACGCGUAUCGCUCGGCAGGCCACACUGCUUCCAGAUGCGGAGACGGGGCAUAUCGACGGGCUGUUUGCUUUCAACGCAGAGGAGGAUACAUGGGGUAUCUACGAUAUUCCGACCCAGCGAUUCACCAAGAAGAAGAUGUUCCUGCCCGACCAGCAGCGGUGGACGAGGGCCGAGUUCCUGGACGACGCAAUGCCCGCCGUCUCCCCGAGCGCAGAUCUCGCAGCUGUUGCUCUGAGGAUGCGUGGGACCACGAGCAUCUGGAUCUACCAGGUUCCGGGAUGGGACUACAAGCCGAAGUCGCAGGCCCUCGACGCUAUCCAGCCCUGCUUUUGCAUCCCGAUAUUGCGUGAGAAUGCCGAUAUCAAUCAAGAGAUCACAGCGCUGCGGUGGGUAAGGGUCGACUCCAACAUCCAACGACUCGUGGCGGUUGGCAAUAUCACGACCAUUACCUCAGAAACGGAUCGUCCAAGUGUUCCUGAGGGCUCAAAGGCGGUCAUAAUCGCACUCGACUUCGACAAGACGAAGCCUGUUGGGGUUGCGCCCGAAUCUACCAGGACCGAAUAUGACCUUGAUCCACUGUUACCAGGAGAGAAACUCCCCGAAGGCUCAAUUGAUUUCGAGAGAGAAGUCGAGUUGGUGCGGACACGAACGCUGGCCCAAAGGAGAGCGCAGGACCAGCUUGCGGGCAGGAGGAAUUCUAGAGGCAGCACCCCUGGUCGGGCUCAUACCAGCGCCCAUCGCGACCGUCCCAGUUCUAUCCGCCCGGCCGUUCCCACGAUUGUAAGAAACGACUCCGACGAGCUAACGACGGAGGAGGCGCAGGCCGCUUUCGAGGAGCCAUAUGAUAACACCCAACCUCGCUCACAGAACUCCCUUGCACGAGCAGCAACUGUAGCAGCCGUGUCCCCAGCCAACCGGCGGCAUCUGCGAGCUCUUCCGUUCCGACCCCUCGAGUACCGUCGCGCGGACGGACUUCGAGAAUUUCCCCACGAGAGCGAUGCGGAUAACUGGGUGCCCCCUCCACCAGCAUACACGGCUACAGCGGAGGCUUCGCAGAGUGUCAGCUUGAGCCAUCCCACCGCACCACCGAUUCCUGGGCGCUGUCAUCCCGGUUCGGGGAGCAUCAUUCCCGGUGUUCCUCUGGCUGCAGGCGCUUCACCUUCGCAGCCUCCAUCCACAGGCCCAUAUCGACGGGGAGGCAGCUUCCAAUCUAUCUCAUCUACCGACCUUACGGUGGAACCCCGACCACGCCGCCCAUCGCUCGUCCAUCCUUCGACAUUCCCGUCACCGCAAUCCUCCGGACAUAGUCGCAGGCGAAGUUCAGCGGCUCGUCAACAUUAUCCACCUGCCGCAACAGUGCUGCAUGAGCGCUCAGCGUACCAAGUCUCAUCAGAAUAUCACGCCGCCGCACGCACUGCUGUCCCUGGUAGGCGCCGCAUAGAGAGUACGGUGGAACUGCGGCCCCCGCCUCUUGUUGAUCCUGCAUUCCUACGGCGUGGUUCUGCCCCG